Acanthosepion pharaonis is the source of this 783-nucleotide messenger RNA. NCBI's taxonomy places the organism in Eukaryota, Metazoa, Mollusca, Cephalopoda, Sepiida, Sepiidae. The record is from the annotation of a GenBank genome assembly.
AUGAAACCUCAACGAGGCAAAACUCCAAAGAAAAAGUAUGGCUUUUCUGGUGUCACUGUCACAGAACCUGUUGAAGUUUAUUGUCGCAUCAAACCAAUAAAUGACCCGGACAAAAUAUGCCUUAAAAAUAUUGGAGAGAAUCAAGUACAAUUGAUACAACCCCUCCACUCAAUAUGUGAUAAGAUCUGUCCCUCCACUUGUUAUAAGAUCUGUCCCUCCACUUGUUAUAAGAUCUGUCCCUCCACUUGUUAUAAGAUCUGUCCCUCCACUUGUUAUAAGAUCUGUCCCUCCACUUUGGCGCUGGCGUUUGGACACCCACCCGCCCGCUUCCAUGAUGCAAUCCAUAUGCGCAUGCGCUGGUCGAAAGUUGCACUGAAGUCAGGUUUGUUUAUUGCAAUGGAGGCUCUGGGGGGCACGUUCUCAGUGGCAAAAUUCACCUCACCUGAGCCGCUUAUAUGGACUCCUCCCAGUUUCGCAAUCACGUCGACUCCUAGCAGGAGGUCAAGCCCUGGCAAGGUUUGGUGUACAAUCAAUACCUCCACGGUUACUGGACGUAUGUUCUUGAUUUUCAACUCCAUUGUUUCGACACCUAGGCUGGUAAGGGUUUUUCCAUCAGCAGUUACAAUCUGUGCCUCUUUAGCUCUCCACGAGCGAUAUGCCGACUUACAUCUCCGUCCAUCAACGAGCAGUUUAAUCACAGGUAGCGCCUCAAUGUUGUACUUGCCGGGAGAGGAGACCGGUGCUGGCGUCUUUUUCCCUGACUCGUUUUCCCGGGCACUCUGA